UUUGUCAGUGAACAAAAUGGCAACCUACUGUCUCACUGUCGCCCGGCUGCAGCUGGCUCUGGGCCAUGGUGCACGCCGUCUGCACGUAUCGGCAGCGUACAGAGCCAAGGCCAGCGUGUCUAUGAGCAAAUUUGAACCCACUUCCUUCGUCAACUAUGAGAGGCUCCAAUCCAACGUCGACAUUGUGCGGAAAAGACUCAACCGGCCCCUCACCCUGUCAGAGAAGAUCGUGUACGGCCACCUCGAUGACCCCCACUCGCAGGAGAUCGACCGCGGCCGUACCUACCUGCGGCUGCGUCCCGACCGCGUGGCCAUGCAGGACGCCACGGCCCAGAUGGCGAUGCUCCAGUUCAUCAGCAGCGGCCUGCCCAAGGUGGCCGUGCCUUCAACCAUCCACUGUGACCACCUGAUCGAGGCCCAGACCGGAGGAGUCAAGGAUCUGGCCAGAGCAAAGGAAAUCAACCAAGAAGUCUACAAUUUCCUGUCCAGCGCUGGGGCAAAAUAUGGAGUUGGCUUCUGGAAACCAGGAUCUGGAAUCAUCCAUCAGAUCAUCCUGGAGAACUACGCCUACCCAGGAGUGAUGCUGAUCGGCACAGACUCCCACACACCAAACGGCGGAGGGCUCGGCGCCAUCUGCAUCGGCGUUGGAGGAGCCGACGCUGUGGACGUCAUGGCAGGAAUCGCCUGGGAGCUCAAGUGCCCCAAGGUGAUUGGUGUGAAGUUGACCGGGUCCCUCUCAGGCUGGACGUCUCCUAAAGACGUCAUCUUGAAGGUGGCCGGCAUCCUGACAGUGAAGGGAGGCACCGGAGCCAUCGUAGAGUACCACGGACCAGGGGUUGACUCCAUUUCCUGCACUGGAAUGGCCACCAUCUGUAACAUGGGAGCAGAGAUUGGAGCCACGACCUCAGUGUUCCCCUACAACCACCGCAUGAGGACCUACCUGCAGAAGACCGGCCGUGGACAGAUUGCUGCCCUCUCUGAUCAUUACUCAGACUUGUUGGUACCAGAUGAAGGCUGCGAGUACGACGAGCUCAUCGAGCUCAAUCUGGACGAGCUGAAGCCCCACAUUAACGGACCCUUCACCCCUGACCUGGCUCACCCAGUGUCUGAAGUAGGUGCUGUUGCUGAGAAGAACGGCUGGCCGCUGGAGGUCAAAGUUGGUCUGAUCGGCAGCUGCACCAACUCCAGCUACGAGGACAUGGGCCGCGCCGCCUCUGUGGCCAAGCAGGCUUUGGAUAAAGGUCUGAAGUGCAAAGCUCAUUUCACAGUCACCCCCGGCUCUGAGCAGAUCCGUGCCACCAUUGAAAGAGACGGAUAUUCAAAGAUCCUUGGUGAUGUUGGAGGUGUGGUCAUGGCUAACGCAUGUGGACCCUGCAUCGGACAGUGGGACAGGCAAGACGUGAAAAAGGGAGAGAAGAACACAAUCGUCACGUCCUUCAACAGAAACUUCACUGCCAGGAAUGAUGCUAACCCUGCAACACACGCCUUCGUUACCUCCCCUGAGAUUGUCACUGCCAUGGCAAUCGCAGGCACAUUAAACUUCAACCCGGAGACGGAUUACCUCACAGCCCCCAACGGAGAGAAGUUCAUGCUGGACCCCCCCAACGGAGACGAGCUGCCUUCCAAAGACUUUGACCCGGGCCAGGACACCUACCAGCACCCGCCCCCCGACGGCAGCAGCCUCCGGGUGGACGUCAGCCCUCAGAGCAACCGGCUGCAGCUGCUGGAGCCCUUCGACAAGUGGAGCGGAGGAGAUCUGGAGAAUCUGAACGUCCUCAUCAAGGUAAAAGGUAAAUGCACCACAGAUCACAUCAGCGCUGCCGGGCCUUGGCUGAAGUUCCGCGGCCACCUGGACAACAUCUCCAACAACAUGCUGAUCGGAGCAGUCAACAGCGAGAACGACGCCAUCAACAAGGUGAAGAACUACCUGACGGGCGAGUACGGAGGAGUCCCUGACGUGGCCCGGCACUACAAGGCCAACGGUGUGUCCUGGGUCGUGGUCGGAGACGACAACUACGGCGAGGGCUCCAGCAGAGAGCACGCUGCGCUGGAGCCCAGACAUCUGGGAGGAAGAGCCAUCAUCGUCAAGAGCUUUGCCAGAAUUCACGAAACUAACCUGAAGAAGCAGGGCGUCCUGCCACUGACCUUCAGCAAGCCUUCAGACUACGACAAGAUCCGCCCCGAUGACAAGAUCUCCAUCAGGGGACUCAAGACCUUCGCUCCAGGAAAGCCUCUCAGCGCGCUCCUGAAGCACAGCGACGGCAGCGAGGAGGUCCUGGAGCUGCUCCACACCUUCAACGAGACGCAGAUCGAAUGGUUCCAGGCAGGCUCGGCCCUCAACAGGAUGAAAGAGCUGCAGUGAGGAAGAGGAGCCAAGAACAAACGUGUGGAGGAGGAUUUUCACAGGGGGGAAAUCAGGGGGGGUGGUGAGGAUCGUUUGGAAGAUUGGGGGAUGAAGAAUGUAGAUGCUGUGGAUGAUUGUUCCAUCAUCUGCAUUAGCACACAGUUUGGACUGAGGAAACCUCAAAAGUUAUUAUAUAGACUAGUUCAGAUUAAUGCACAUGUUGAUGAUGGAACAGUAGCAACUGGUCUGCGGUCAGAUAUUUCUUCCUGUGUCAGUGCAUAGCGUUCAUGAAGGUACUGUAAGCUGCUAUGGUUCAAAGUCGGACAGUAAUAACCAGUUAGAAAUCUGUUGUAUAAACAAAGCUUCACCACACACACACACACAUUACGCUUUGACCCGAGCCGUGACAUCAUACCCCACCUGCUGAUGUGCUGCUGGUGUUUUUUUGCAGCUGUUCAAACACGCUGCAGAGCGGGAAGCCGCUACGCUCUGGAGCUCAGCCACAUGAUCACACACUUGCUUGAGGAUUGUGUUGCACUCUGCAUGGCAUUCGUCAGUCCACCAUUGUCAUUCAACCCACCCCGGGGUUAUUUACACUCCACCUAGAGCUGGUAAACAACUGCUGUUGGCUUCCACUCUGGGUCCAUUUGUUGUUUAGUGUAUUUUUUAUAAGCACAUGGCUUUAAAAGAACUACUCAUAUACUUGUAGGCAGCCUGCCUGCCCCCUAGUGGACAUGAGGUGUGUCUACAAGCCACAGCAGCUACAUUAUUCACAUUGACACCAUAGACUGGAUAUAAAAAGGACCAUACAAACACAGACUGCACAGUAUGUGAUUGGGCAUUGGAGCCUGUUUUAUAGCAUCAAAUAACAAAUUCAAACCAAAAAACAGUUCAUCAUCAACAUAGAGGUUUAUACAUCAGCCACCAGGUGGUGAUCAAGAUGUUUUGCUCUAAUGUGUCAUCUUUAUAUGCAGUCUAUGGUUGACACAGCUAAUUUUAUUUGGGGUGGGUUGUUAAAGGGAAAUGUAUGAAACCAUAAAGGGCAGUUUGGGAGCAAGUGGAUUAAACACGGGUAAAUCAGAGCGUGUGAAAUAAUAUGACAAGUUGAUUACUGUCUAUCUAACAGAGCAUUAAAGGGUCACUAAAACUGCUAAAAAACAAAAUUUGUUUUUAUCCGUCACUGUACAUGUGUUACAACAGGUUACAGAAAACCAAUGCUGACAUUUCCUAACAUUUCCUUUCCUAACAGAAAGUCUUGCUUUAAUGCUGUCUAAGAAUCGAGAAAAAUCUUUAAUCUGCCCUCCCAAUCAAUCCUUAACCUCCUUACAGGGUCAAACAUUUAGUUUCCCCUCUUGUUUAUUUAUUUAUAUAUUUUGUUGCAAAAUGUUCAGUUCCUGCAUGCCUUUCCAUAAACUUCAUAAACCGGUUAAACAUGGACCUGUGACCUCUUCCAGCCCAUGUUUUCAGUGCCCUUUUUUGUAGGGUAACGUGUCACUUUUUGUGUUACUUUAACCUCAACAAAAAUAAAACUGUAUAAAAGAAACAGUCAGUUUUGGAAUAAAAACUGAUGUUGGCUUGUAAAUGACCACUUUGCUUUGAUUAAGUAAUGUGGCGGCUCAUAAGAACCACUUACUACUAUGUCAGCUGGUUUUGGAUAUAAUUAACCAAUCCUCAGCUCCCUGUACAGUCCUGUCUAACUAAAUGCAUCAAAAGGGUUAAUCAGAUGAAGGCCGAAACCACUCUCUUCCCCUCAUCGACUGUAUGUGAAGUGUCUGAUUCCAUGUACAUUUUAGUGUUGUGUUAUUUUUCUCCCAGAUUAUCUUUUCUGUAUUACAGAAAUGCCAAUGGGUUGUAAAAUAAAAAUCCACAGAUCUCAUUUAUUUA
Molecule: messenger RNA, 4228 nt
Organism: Centropristis striata (black sea bass)
Lineage: Eukaryota; Metazoa; Chordata; Actinopteri; Perciformes; Serranidae
Gene: aco2
Product: aconitase 2, mitochondrial
Exons: 17
Coding region: 17-2362 (781 amino acids)
Biological process (GO): tricarboxylic acid cycle
Cellular component (GO): cytosol; mitochondrion
Molecular function (GO): 4 iron, 4 sulfur cluster binding; aconitate hydratase activity
Source: RefSeq, a predicted model, not a curated record